This is a messenger RNA of Nerophis lumbriciformis (worm pipefish), 909 nucleotides long. The record is from RefSeq and is a predicted model, not a curated record. NCBI's taxonomy places the organism in Eukaryota, Metazoa, Chordata, Actinopteri, Syngnathiformes, Syngnathidae.
AUGAAUGAAGAAGAGUUGUUGGAGUAUUUCCGCUCUCAGCUGAAGCAGGAUCCUGACGUGGCUUCGGCGGUGGCCGCGAUUCGCACCUUGCUAGAGUUCCUCAAGCGUGAUGAAGGCGAGACGCUGCUGGGCCUGAGGGAAAACCUGACUUGGGCCACGGCCCGCCUGGCCAGCGUGGACUCGUCAGUGGCAGUGUCUUCUGGUGGCGAACUCUUCCUGCGCUUCAUCAGCCUCACGUCGCUCGAACACCAGGACCUGUCACGCUGCAAGAAGGUGAUGGAGGAACGCGGGCAACUGUUUGUGGACAAGAUCUCCAUGUCCAGGGGGAAAGUGGCCAAGCUGUGUCACACCUUCAUCAAGGACGGAGCUAAAAUCCUGACCCACUCCUACUCGCGGGUGGUCCUGAGGGUGCUGGAAAAGGCGGCGGCCGAGAAGAAACGGUUCUCCGUUUUUGUCACAGAGUCGCAACCCGACAGCGCCGGGCGAUUGAUGGCUCAACACCUGAGGAAACUCAACGUUCCUGUCACAGUUAUAUUGGACGCAGCAGUUGGAUAUAUCUUGGAGAAAGUGGAUCAAGUGAUCGUGGGUGCAGAAGGCGUGGUGGAAAGCGGUGGCAUCAUCAACAAGAUCGGCACGUACCAGAUGGCGGUAUGUGCCAAAGCGCACAACAAGCCUUUCUACGUGGUGGCAGAGAGCUUCAAGUUUGUGCGCCUCUACCCGCUCAACCAGCAGGAUGUGCCAGAUAAGUUUAAGUACAAGGCGGACACGUUGAAGACCCAAUGCAACCUGUCGGAGGAGCACCCCCUGGUGGACUACACGCCGCCCUCGCUCAUCACGCUACUCUUUACCGACCUUGGCGUCCUCACGCCGUCGGCUGUCAGCGAUGAGCUAAUCAAACUGUAUUUAUAA